Pipistrellus kuhlii (Kuhl's pipistrelle) is the source of this 1059-nucleotide messenger RNA. RefSeq names its product leucine-rich repeat and IQ domain-containing protein 1-like. NCBI's taxonomy places the organism in Eukaryota, Metazoa, Chordata, Mammalia, Chiroptera, Vespertilionidae. The record is from RefSeq and is a predicted model, not a curated record. The transcript is spliced from 6 exons. Bases 34 to 576 code for a protein of 180 amino acids.
GGUGGAGGUCUCUUCGGCUCUGGCUCCCACAGGAUGAUGGAAGAUGCUGAUGAUACAAAGAUCAAUGAAGAAAUAGAAACUGAAUUGGACAAAAUCAGCAUUUCUUCUUUGGAAAAAGAUGAUGUAGAUACUGAUUCAAUCUCAGAAACUCAGAGUGAUGAGAGUGAUGCUGACCUAGUUGAAUUACCAGAGUCAGUUCUUCACUGUAUUAACAUCAUAAAGAAAAAGAGUAAAACUGCUGAAGAGCUCAUUCUUCAGGACUUAGAAGAUACUGAUGUUUUAAGCUACACUUAUGGAGCAGUUUCUAAUAAUUAUAUGCGCUUAAGGGUAGAAUUAUCCACUGAACAUGAAGAAAACUCAGAUCAAUUAGUGAAGAUAUUAUCUGAAAUAGAAAAAGAAGAAUUUCUGAGAAGUAAAACCCACCGUGACCAUCCUAAUUCUGUUCCAGAGCCUGGUGCUUAUGAACAUGUGGAUGAACAUAUUUUGCUAGAUGAUGGUGAAAUAAAUUUUGGGUACUGUGAAGUGGAAGAAAGAUGUAAGCAAUCUUUUGAAGUUUGGCAAGAUAAACAGAACUAGAAAACCAAUAGAAAGAAACUCUCAAAGCUCAGAGGGAUAGAGAAAAAAAGCACUUUCAAGAAGAAGAAGAAAAGAGACAUUGCUGGAUGAAACAGUUUGAAGUUGAAAAGGAGAAAUUAGAGAAUAUGCAAAAGGUUUUUGUUUUUAAUAUUUAUUUUUAUUUUUUUUCAUAUUUCUUUUUAAACUAGCAGCUACUUAUGAAGAGUUUUGUAGUAUAGUGUGGAUUUACUUUUAUUACUCCUGAUAAUAAAGGCAAUUAACUGGUUAAUAAUAUUUAAUAUGGUUUCCUUAAUUAGUUUUUAUUGAAAUUUAUUGGAAUUUCAAAUACUGCUUUGGAUGAUGGGAGCCACUAAAGUCUUUGAAGUUUCAUAGAUAAUCCGAAAAAGGAUGACAUUUAUAGCACAAACUGUGGCUUUUUUAUACCCUUCUAAUUAUAGGAAAAUAUAACAGAAUUUUGUUGAUCAUACAGUGCUCUUGCUAUAG